UUAAUGGGAACAAUCAUUUAUCAAUAAUAAUCUCCCCCAAAAAAAUUCCACACCUUGGUUCUCACCCGUUUCGUCUCCCGCUCUCCUCACCAGCUCUCCACUAGUUUCUCUCUCCUAGGGUUAGGGUUAGAGUUUUUCGAAACCUGCACAGAUUUUAAUGGCGUCAACAAGGAAGAUAACCUUGAAGAGCUCCGAUGGCGAGACAUUCGAGGUAGAAGAGUCGGUUGCUCUUGAAUCGCAGACGAUUAAGCACAUGGUUGAAGAUGAUUGCGCUGAUAAUGUUAUUCCUUUGCCUAAUGUUACCAGUAAGAUCCUUGCUAAGGUGAUUGAGUACUGUAAGAAGCAUGUCGAUUCUCCUAAAUCGUCUGAAAAUAACGAUCGUCAGGUUGAUGAUGAACUCAAGACUUGGGAUGCUGAUUUUGUUAAAGUUGACCAGGCUACCCUCUUCGAUCUCAUCCUUGCUGCCAACUACCUGAAUAUCAAGAGUUUGCUGGACUUGACUUGCCAAACUGUUGCUGACAUGAUCAAGGGAAAGACACCUGAAGAGAUUAGGAAGACAUUCAACAUUAAAAAUGACUUCACUCCAGAGGAAGAGGAAGAGGUCCGCAGGGAGAAUCAAUGGGCCUUCGAGUGAUGUUCAAGGCACAAAAGAGACCUAGUCAAAACUCAAAAGUGCAUAAGGAUGUGUUUCUCAAUUCUAUGAUUAUACUGGUUGUUUUUAUGUGUCUUGCAGUUCAACAUUGUCCGGACUUGUUCUCAUCUUUACCCGAUGUCUUCAGUAUAAAUUUCACUGGUGGGACAAAGAUGGAAUUGUAGAUAAUACUAGUAGUCUUUUGGAGGCUUGCUGUUUGUGGGUGCCUGCUAGGUUUGGUUCCACCACCUCCAUUAUCUUUUUUCUAUGUCAUUUAUGUGUAUGUGAUGUACUUCGGUUUUUAAGCUUUCUUCUAUAAUUGGAGUUCAGUCAACAUCAA
Beta vulgaris subsp. vulgaris (sugar beet) is the source of this 971-nucleotide messenger RNA. RefSeq names its product SKP1-like protein 1B. NCBI's taxonomy places the organism in Eukaryota, Viridiplantae, Streptophyta, Magnoliopsida, Caryophyllales, Amaranthaceae. Gene Ontology annotation, cellular component: cytoplasm; nucleus. The coding region runs from base 158 to 634 and encodes 158 amino acids. Gene Ontology annotation, molecular function: cullin family protein binding. The transcript is spliced from 2 exons. The record is from RefSeq and is a predicted model, not a curated record. Gene Ontology annotation, biological process: SCF-dependent proteasomal ubiquitin-dependent protein catabolic process.